AUGGCAACUCUCAUGCAAAGCAGCUCUGGUCGGCCCAGCCGGGGCAAAAAGAAGGAGCCGGGGAAGCAGGGGAAGCGGCCGAAGGCCGGAGCGGAUGCCCGAGGUCCACGCAAGCGGCCAGCGCAGCGAGCUGAGAGCAAGAAGGCGACGAAGCCCAGCGCCGCCGCGAAGAAGAAGCCCGCGAAGGGGAAGGGGAGGAGUGCCCUGCCAAAGAAGAAAAAGACGACCAAAGAGACGAAGACGAAGAAAGCCAAGAAGGAGCAAGUCAAGGCAAAAUCAAAGCAGAAGCAAGGCACAAAAGUGCUGCCGCACACCAUGGCAGGCGUGUUCUCGGCGAUAUUGCGAGGCAUCGACUUGUCGAAUCCAUAUCGGAGACUCCUUUAUGUCAUGCGUGGUCCGCCUGGAUGUGGCAAGAGCACCGUGGCACGGAAGCUGCUUGCAAAGCACUUGAAAGUGCAGGGAGUUAGCUGGAGCCCAUCCGGAUCGAUGGCCGCUUUCUCGCCAAUUUGUCGAGCUUUCGUAUGUUCCACUGACGACUUCUUCACACAGGUGGAUGAUAUGGGAGAAACAAAAUACACGUGGGACCCUCGUCGGCUUGGCGAGUUGCACCAAAAGAAUCAAAGCCGCGCCGAAGAGGCAAUGCAGCUCAAUCGCACGCCAUUGUUCGUAGACAACACGAACAUGGCUUUGUGGGAGAUGGCAGUUUAUGUUCAAUUGGCUGGCAAGUAUGGGUACGCUGUCUGCAUCAUUGGGCCAGAACAAUUGGGACGAGGCGCCCUCGAUCUUGCAACUCUCUGGCAGCGUUGCCAGAAGAGUUCUGGCAGAGCAGAGGGCAAAGAGAUCCCAAAGGAAACGCUGGAGCGAAUGAUCGGCAACUAUCAGGAGCUACCGGAUGGAGUGCAGGGCCAUUGUUGGCCGGCUGACGCAGUCGAACUGGACACUGUGCGGGAUGCGAAGCGGCCACCACCGCCACCGAGAUUCCGCUAUGCAGGCUUGGAUGUUCAGGACCAGUUUCUGGAGUCCAUGUCUGCUAUGGAGCUGCCGCUUGAGUUCUGGCAUGGCUCUGGGGUGGAGAUGCCCGCAGAAGGCGAGCGGCACCUGCUCGCUGCCCGAGGCAUGAGUACUUGGCGGGUGCCGGACAGACUUCACGUCACCGUCAACUACUUUGGUAAAGAUGCCGGAGGCAAAGCGGCGGCAGAAAAACUGGUCGGCAAAGAAGUUGCCGUGAAGGUCACGGGCUUUGUAUUCAUCUGUGGUGGCGGCCUGCUUUGUGCCACUUGUGAGUUUGCUGUAGAAGAUCACGCAGCUCUUGCCGAACUGGCAGGCGAGGGUUGGCGACCACACAUCACCUUGCUCCACACUACAAAUUGGCGCGCCGUGAACUCCAAAGAUAUAAUCGCGGCAAUGGAAGACAGCCUGACCCGUUCGAAGGCCACCGAGAUGGCCGGAGAUACAGUCGCCGCCGACGUAGACGAGACACAGCUGGACGACCUAGAGGACACAACUCAGACCCAACCGGAUAUCGAUGGGCAAGCACAUUCGGCACAGCCAAGCAUUUCGCCAAGCGCUUCGCCAAGCGCUUGUCAGCGAGAAGCCUCUGAGACGGCCUUGGAAGCAUCGGAGAAAAUGCUGCCGACCACCGCACCCGGAUCCAUGGUGAUGGAAGAUGUGCCACAGGGCAUUGAGCAACAGGAGUUUGAGGCGAAAACCGAAAACCGGGCUGCCUUUCAGAGCAUUCCUGCUGGAUCCCACUUCGAAGUGCUUCGUGGCAUUGAUGUGUGCGAGCAGAAAGUCGAUCUGGGAGUGUUCCAGUUCCCAGCAGUUGAGCUUGGCUCCUGCGAGUUUCGCCUGUUCCAAUAUUAG
Symbiodinium natans is the source of this 1863-nucleotide messenger RNA. The record is from the annotation of a GenBank genome assembly. Lineage: Eukaryota; Dinophyceae; Suessiales; Symbiodiniaceae.